CAAAAAUGUCUCAUUCAAUCAUCUCAUUUUGCCGUCAAUCCAUUCGUUGCAUUGAUUCAUACAUAGUACAUUAUAUUUUUUCACUGUGCUUGUAAAUUAGUAAUUCAAAAUGUCAAGCAAUAUGUGGAAAGAUAAGAAAACUUACGCUGCUUUACUUGCCGAAUUUUUGGGAACAUUGCUUUUGGUUUUUAUUGGUUGUGGUUCUGGAACAAAUUGGGGGGACGGGUCUGGGUCCAUUAUCCAGAUUUCGUUAGCAGUUGGCUUCACCUUAGCAUCCAUUGUACAAACUAUCGGUCAUGUCUCCGGAGGUCACGUUAACCCCUCUGUUACCGUUGCAAUGAUGGUGACCCAGAAAAUCAACCCAAUUCUGGGAUUUUUGUAUAUCUUGGCGCAAUGCGGGGGUGCUUUAGUUGGAUCGACUCUUCUCAAAUCCGUGUUACCCGAAGAAGUUCGGGGCAAUCUUGGAGCCACAGUGCCUCACCCUAGCCUUUCGGCACUUCAAGCUUGUGGUGUUGAAUUUCUUGCCACGUUUGUUUUGGUAUUUACAAUUUUUGGAGUCUGUGAUAAAAAGCGAGACGAUGUCAAGGGGUCAGCCCCACUUGCGAUUGGAUUCAGUGCAUCAGCCUGUUGUCUCGUUGCGAUUAAGCUGACUGGUUCUUCCCUAAACCCGGCAAGAAGCCUAGCCCCAGCUAUUUUGUCGUCAACAUGGACACUGCAUUGGGUGUACUGGGUUGGGCCUUGUCUUGGAGGAGUAUUUGCUGGUCUAAUUUAUCAAUUCGUGUUCCGAGCACAAGGACAACGUCCUACACCCAAAAGGCAGGACUCUCGUGAUUAUGAAAUGUGUGCCAAAGGAGACCAGUAACUAAAUAAUUCACUAUCUGCAGUAUCUGCAAACAAAUGCAAACAAAUGUGUAUGCUUCAUGAAAUUUACGAUGCCAAAAUUAUCAGUAUUAAAGUAUAUGUAAUGCGACGUCAACACAAUAACACAUACGUACAUAACAGAAAUGGCUUGCAAAUUGUAAUUGCUUGGUCUGUUAUAUCAAUCACAAUAUUCACAAUCACAUGCCAUUAUUAAAUAUUAUGCAUUAUACAUACUUAUGAAUGUAUGGGUAGUGUGCACAUAGGUACAUAAUAGCAGCAUGUAAGAUGAGGCUCGUACAAUACACAUCCGAAAUAAAAGUCCACAUAAAACGAAA
Folsomia candida is the source of this 1196-nucleotide messenger RNA. Its product is annotated as aquaporin AQPAe.a. Gene Ontology annotation, cellular component: plasma membrane. The transcript is spliced from 6 exons. The coding region runs from base 110 to 862 and encodes 250 amino acids. Gene Ontology annotation, biological process: transmembrane transport. The record is from RefSeq and is a predicted model, not a curated record. NCBI's taxonomy places the organism in Eukaryota, Metazoa, Arthropoda, Collembola, Entomobryomorpha, Isotomidae. Gene Ontology annotation, molecular function: water channel activity.